AUGUCGGGCCUUGAAGUGCUAGGCGCCAUCGCUACUGUCAUAUCUUUGAUCGACACCUCGGUCAAGAUAUACGACAGUGCAAAAAAAGAUAUUAAACUAUCCGAGACGUUUAAUACUGUCGGAAGACGGCUUCCAAUCAUCCUUGCCACGCUUGAGACAUGCAAAAGUAAUCUAGAGCCUGAAAAAAACGUCAUGGCCGACGAUGUUUGUCGCGCAUUGGAGAAAAUCCUGGCCUCCUGUCAUGAGAAGGCCAGAAAUCUGCGGGAUAUCUUUAAAAAUACCAUCCCAGGCGAGAAAGAUAUGUGGUAUAGACGAUAUGUCAAAGUUUUCGAGCGUCUCGGGAAAGGAAACAAGGUCGAAGAACUCAUGCUUGCCAUAACCCAAGAAGUCCAAAUCAUAGUCAACCAACAUGCUGUCAAUUCGGCCACGCCACAGCAGAAGACUGAGCUUGAACGUAUCGUCGAAGAGAUGAGGUCUCUCCCGUCAUCCAUUCUAGGGGAGGAAAGUGUAGCCACGAGCUUUGUUGCCUACGGAGGAACUAUGAAUGUACACACAGGAGAUGGGGAGCACAAAACUGUCACUGACCACGGGAGGAUGUAUAUUGGCACAAAUCAGACAUUCGUCACCAAUCACGAACAAUUGGCUGCCACAAGAAUGCCAGGGUCGGAGCUUAUCCAAGUUGGAGAAAUUUCCAGUGGUGCGUUGAAAUCUGCCACGAGUGUGCAUAAAGCCAUAGGCAACAAAGCACGCUUGAAACUUCUGUACGGUCCAUUUUACGAGUCCAUGCUGAGCUGGAAGAACAACGUCAUCAAGAUUCCCGACUUGCACAAGCUCCUUCAGGGACCAGUCGAACAUCCUGAUCGAGUCAAAGUUCUGAAUGGCGAGGAAAGACACCAUCCAGUUUCCCGGGAUCUGGACCGUUCCAGCGCAUGUUGGCUGAACCUCCUGACCGAGCUGGGAUGUAUCCAUUCAGAGUGGCGCUCGCAACAGGAACAUGAUCGCAGCUAUCGUUUUGCCUUGACCCAAAGUGGAUUGGUAAAAGAUGCCUAUCGCGUUCCAGAGUACCAACACUGGCUCAAAGCAACCCUCCUACAUUCCCUGACAGAUGUAAAUCAUGAACUUGUCGCCACAGACCGGGUAGUGGCCUUUCCAUUCACGAAUGAGGAAGUUGCUGUACUUUGCGGCAUCUUCGGUGCCGGCGUAGCCGGUUGCUAUUCGGACGGAAGCUAUCGCGCUCGACUGGGAAACACAACGCUGUUCAUACGCACCAACUUGAAUGGAAUUACCAUGGCUCACUUUGAGGGGAGGCUUCAUGCGACUCCGGAACAGUGGAAACAGUAUCGUCUCCAAGUGCUCGGUACUGAUGUCUCGCCACUGCAUGCAUUCAAGACAGCUCUCCUAGACAAGCCGCGGAAACGAUAUGUGAUUUUCAAAGUGAUAGAGCAUAUAGAGCUGGCCAUUCAUGAAACCAUUAAGAUGGUCGCAGGUGGCACGUUCAACCCACGGUUUCCUCUCGCGAUUGCCAAUCUGAAAGGGGAACUCCGUUUGAUUCUCGGAGCAAUCGGAGUGGCGUUAACUAUAUAUCCUAACGAAGCCGAAAAGGGAGAGAAGCUGUGGCUUUCAUUUCUCCAAGAUACGCAACGAAUGUCGUUCAAAGAAAAGAUAGAGCGCAUAGCCAUAGGACCGACUUCUAAGCUGACCCAGCGCAUAAACACGUUUUUGGGUGCACUAGGGGAAGACUGGGGGACAUUCAAGGUCAGAUUGAAGUUGUGUACGGUAGGUGAUAUUCUCUACAUCUUCAACGUAUAUGAUCUCCCUACAUAUGGACGACGUUACGCCCUCAUUUGCACCAUGACCCACCAGCUCCUGUAUGCAAUCUCUGAGUGGUCGACUGCUACGGUUGUGGCUCCGAGCAAAGACCGAGAAGUAUUUGAAGGGUGCAAUUUUGGUGAUCGGAUUUUCUUUGCUUGA
Aspergillus niger is the source of this 1971-nucleotide messenger RNA. RefSeq lists its product as uncharacterized. The record is from RefSeq and is a predicted model, not a curated record. The coding region runs from base 1 to 1971 and encodes 656 amino acids. The transcript is spliced from 2 exons. Lineage: Eukaryota; Fungi; Ascomycota; Eurotiomycetes; Eurotiales; Aspergillaceae.